Messenger RNA from Amoebophrya sp. A120, 3339 nucleotides. Lineage: Eukaryota; Dinophyceae; Syndiniales; Amoebophryaceae. The record is from the annotation of a GenBank genome assembly.
AUACCGCAUGUGAUGGGUAGAUAUUCAUAUUCAUACAAAACCAGGUUAUUUCUAUUUCAGUCGGAGCAUGCCGAUGCCCAAUCUUAAAUAAUCUUGAUAUACAAUUUUUCGUAUUCGAUAAUCGUACCAAGCUUAUCACAGUCCCUCCGUGGUUUCUUCGUAUUUAUUUUGUCAUUAUUGACGGUACAAGAAGGUGUCCAAGCCCGAGAAGAAAAAGUGUAAAGCAAAAUGAUGAGAGUGAGAUCGGCUAGAAGGGUUGGAGGUGCCUUUUGCAGCAGGUGUGCACCACCACGACGAGGCGGAUUCAUGCAAAAACUGUUCAACCUCACCGCUUUGAUCCUCGGCGUACAUCAUUCGACGGCGGUGUGUCUGGGGUCGUCUUCCAGUGUGCAGGCCAACACGGAUCUUCAGGCACGUGCACAAGAACGACAACCACGGUCGCCUGUGGAUGUCGCGGUUUAUCAUCAGCCUGGAAAGAUGGGAACCGGCGACCUAGUCCGUGUAGUACAAGGACGCUUUCGAGGACCACCAGAAAAUGGCGCAAGGAAUGCUGCAGACUGGGAGGCCAGCAUCCCCUCAGGUCGUGUGUCGAUUACAGGGAAACUGGACGAUGCCACUUAUCUCCUCCACCUCGGCAGCCCACAAGACCGAGAGCGAGACACAGACACGUCAGAUUACGGCACAGCGGUAUUUGCGGCUGCCCAUUACGUGUGGUUGCUCGAGCGACAGGACGCGCAUGCGAGCUUGCGUUGCUGCAAUGCUUCAGCAGUCUUGAGCCCCAGUAGAGGCCAGCUACAAGGAGAUCAUUUUGAUGUUGUUAAGCAACCUCAGCAGCAGCUACGCUUCGUUAUCGAGACGAAGGAUGUUGAGGCUAGCUUUGCAGCGUCUAGAAAUAAAAGCAAUUAUACUACGAGUGCUGUGCCGCCAGCUGACGUUGGAAGAACUUCCGGGGGACGAGCGGCGGGAUCACGUGGCUUUUUGCAAACGCCUCAAGGUGAUCGUCCCGCAGUCGCAGAGGCGGCGCUGCUCGCAAGCGGCGAUCGCGGCUUCUUGAAGAACAAAAAUUCGUGGCCGACCGUUGUAGAGGUUUGGCAGGCAUCUGUGGACGAUCGCACCGGGUCGCUUUCCACCUUGGCACGCAAAAAUAACGGCCACGACGAUGUUUUCAUCAGAGCUACUGGCAGAGUGAACACUUCACAAAAUGGAGAAGAACGUGUAGGAAAAAAGCAGCCGGACGAUGGACAACUCUUCCGGAGAAAAGAGGAGGAAGAUCCGGAUGAACCCGAAAAAAUACUAGUGAACAGCGGCCAGCCGGCGCGACUUUCCGAACGGAUCUUGGUGAGGGAGGUCCCGGCCAAUGCUCUUCGUCAGGGCCAUGACUUCACUGCUGCCCCCGGGUUCAGCCCGCUCACACUCAUUGUCCCGUCCGACAAGAGGUUUCUCGCUAGUACAAGGGACACACUGGAAGCAAUGUACAGUGAGGUGGAAGUAGAAAAUGGUGCAGCCCGCAUGAAGGUGGAUCAGCUCCCCGAUUGGUGGCGUAGAAUCUUCCCCAGCGGUGUUGAAACCACAACUGGCUCCACUUCGGAGCUGCAUCGUGAAGAUAUUGACUUCUCGAUUCACACGUUGCCACCCGGGACGCUGCGACGUCGCAGCUUUUGGAAAACCAACGAAAGCCAACCUGCUUAUUUCCCGCGGUAUCCAAAGGCUACUGCGACACCGCUUGUAACGACCCUCCCGUCGACAGCUGCCCGCGUGUCCGGUUCUGGACCGGUCAGUUUUCCAUCGCCGCCCAGAGGUCCCGGAGUAACAUCUUCUUCCCCUCUUUCGCCGAGCAUCAAGCGUAUCUUUGAUAAGCAGGUCAAAAAAAAUCGCGGAGCAGAUCACGCGAGAAACGCAUCUUCCGCUCGGAUCUCCGCAACCUCCUCAGGGGCCGUGCCCAGGAGAAGUGCGAGGGGCUCGUCUCUCUCCCUCGGGCCGUUUUCCGGCUCCGGUCCCAUCGAUCUGUCGCGUGUAGGAUCGGCCGGUACUAGAAGUGAUGCUUUUACAAAUAUUCGUGCAGCAUCUCCGAAGCAUUCUGAGAAGAAGUUGUCAGCGCCGAAGAUUCCUGUGUCAUUUCGGACCCGAAGAACCUCACACAAGUCAUCUGCUUCAGAAUUAUCUGUUUGCGAAGCAGUUGCAACGCCUCCAAAGUUGUUCAACGAGGACCACAGAGGAGCAGCAGAAGGUGCUCCCGCGUUGUCUUCCGCAGCUUCUGGUGCGGCGCGCGAGUCCACGGAAUGCAGUUUCGAGGAACAUCAAACCUCAAACGUCCCUGCCGGCUCGGGUCCAGGUGCGCUAGCGUCUGCAGUCGCAGUAGAGGUCGACCCGAGCAAGAAAAGGGAUCAUCCGCAAGAGCAGCCUCCGCAGUUGGACUCGAAAGUCCUAGCCAAGAGAAAACAACUACAGCUGAUGCGUGCCAAGGAACUGAAAGAUGGUCUGGACUUUAAAUUUUUGAUCGAGCUUCUGGGACUCCAGUAUGCCGAUCUUCUUUACGCGGCGUUGCUUCCGAAUAUGAAACCGGGGCUCCUGCUGCUUAUCGAAGAAGCCAACGCAGACAAAGCGCACAAGUUCUUGCAGGAGCUCGACUUUGAACUGCUUCGUCGAGCCGUGUUCUUCCUUUCUGCCGAUGAUAAGGAUAAUAUCAAGCCCUCGAGCAGCUCCUUGUUUCCGGAAUUCCAGUUCGACGUCCACGUUGUCGCGCUCCGAAACCCCGGCCUGCGCGACCUGUUCCUGGUGUUGUCCCAACCGGAUAUUCAUGAAGUGGACAUGCCCGCACAGAUGGGAAUCAUCAGUCACGGGCAGUGCCACGAGCCACAAAGAAAAAACGCGGCCGCAGGUGCUGCAGCUGAUCCGCACGAGCAGAAUAGAAAAGUUCUCCCGGCGUCAGAAGAUGAGGGCUCUUUCCUUCUCGAACACGACUUUCUUUUCCGUAGUGUCACUCUGUUGCCUGAUGACUACAACCGACACAGCAAUGGAAGGUUGGAGGUAGAAGAAGGCGACAAGAUUGUGGAACGUCCGGGGAGCGACGACGUGCCUGCCCUUCUGUCGAGGUUUCUCUGGUGUGAGCAGGUCUACUCUGGUUUGCACGUUGGAGCAAGCCGCGACUCUGAGAUUUUCCUGCAAAAGCAUUUCGGCGUCGGCAAUAAAGCGGUCGGUGACUCCUCGGACCCGAUUCUUUACCUUGGCGGAAGGACGCAGGCCGUUGUCCGAGUGGAUAAUCCUGGCUUGCCGCAGGCUGCUUCUAGCUCCAAUGGAAAUGGUUCAGAAGCGACUCUUGUUUUGCGGAGCAGUCUGUAG